Messenger RNA from Nerophis ophidion (straightnose pipefish), 1330 nucleotides. RefSeq names its product V-set and transmembrane domain containing 4b (gene vstm4b). Lineage: Eukaryota; Metazoa; Chordata; Actinopteri; Syngnathiformes; Syngnathidae. The record is from RefSeq and is a predicted model, not a curated record. The coding region runs from base 261 to 1226 and encodes 321 amino acids. The transcript is spliced from 8 exons.
AGAUGCACGGAAUGUGCGUGUGUGUGCAUGUGUGCCCACCUUCCUUUGGUGUGUGUUUUCUCGGUGUGCCUGUGUGUGUGAGUCCGCAGGGGGGAGGGCUACAGGGGAGGUUCUGAGGAGAAAUAGUGUGCAGUGUUUCAUAUUACACUGUUCUGUCGGAGGAGGAAAAGUAGGAGAAGAAGAGGAAAAGAAGGCGGAGGAAACUUUAAGCCACUUUUCCUCACAACCAUUGAACUUUAUGGAGGCUGCAGUCGUGGAAAAUGAUCUCCUCUGUGGUCUUUGCUCUCCUGAUUCAAGCGCUUUUUGGAGAUUUGUGUUCUGCCAUAAACGUCACCAUCAGCCCUUCCCCCUUCACGGUGGCCCAGGAGGGCCAAAACAUCACACUCACAUGCGUCGUUUCCCAACGACGCCGCAACGCCGCUUUACCCGUAGUGAAGUGGACUUUCCUGCCAGCGGGGUCAGAUAGGCUGGAUGAGGAACUCCUCAUCGCUCGCGUCAACAUGAGAAAGGCCCGUUUCUAUGGGAACUACACCAAGAGCUUCUCGAGGCCAAAGAUGAAGCUGACGGUGGUGAAGCAGGGGAAGAUCUUUGACUUGUUGAUUUUAAACGUGUCGGAGGAUGACCGAGGUCUCUACAUAUGUCGCGUUCAGGAGUUUAAAAAGCACCAGGAUCGCUGGAAGGCCUCGUCCAACUGCACAGCUACAACUGAACUCAGAGUACAUUUGUUUCCGGCCACCGAGGCCAAGGAAAGCUUGUGGACCUUGUUUGAAGAUGUUUACCUUUGCGCCGCGCUGAUUUGUUCAGUGGGCCUGCUGUGCAUGUGUAUGUUCACAGUGACGGUAACCUGCCAGUACAUACAGAGGAAGCGGCGGUUAAAAGAUAAUUACCACCUGGUCAAAAGCUCACAAAAUAGCUCAGGAGAAACCGUCACCAGUGUGGUCAGCAUAUCUCCUGCUCUGCCAAAGAAGGAGAGAAGAUACAAGAAGAAAAAGAGCAAAAAUUACCAAGAGGAUAUCCCACCAGCGAUACCUGCAAAAGUUCCCAUUGGAGACAAAAGGAAACCAAAACUUUUAAAACCACAACCAAGGAAACUAGUUCUGCCGAAGAUAGUGGAGGAAAAUCUGACCUACGCAGAACUGGAUCUGGUGAAGCCCAUCCCAGACGCAAAGGCGUCGCGCAAUGGCACGGUCUACGCGCAGAUUCUUUUCGAAGAACAGCAGUUAUGAAGAUGCAAACUUCAUUCCUAAAUGUGCUUUUACUUUAUGUAAAUAGGGUUGUUUAUUUAUAGUCUGUUGUUGUUGUAUUCCAAUAAAUACACAUGUAAAUUGUA